Molecule: messenger RNA, 5700 nt
Organism: Mauremys mutica (yellowpond turtle)
Lineage: Eukaryota; Metazoa; Chordata; Testudines; Geoemydidae
Product: unconventional myosin-Va-like
Exons: 36
Coding region: 20-4921 (1633 amino acids)
Biological process (GO): vesicle transport along actin filament; actin filament organization
Cellular component (GO): cytoplasm; myosin complex; actin cytoskeleton
Molecular function (GO): microfilament motor activity; ATP binding; actin filament binding
Source: RefSeq, a predicted model, not a curated record
UGCUCCGCGGCCCCUCGCCAUGGCUGCUGCGGAGCUGUACGCGCAGGGCACCCGGGUGUGGAUCCCUGACUGCCUGGAAGUCUGGAAAUCUGCAGAACUAACCAGGGGCUACGAGGAAGGAGACAGCUUCCUCCAUCUCCGCCUGGAAGAUGGCUCGGAAUCGACCUUCCCCCUCGACCCCCGGUGCCCCCAGCUGCCCUUCCUGCGGAACCCCGACUACCUGUCAGGAGAGAACGACCUGGUGGCGCUGAGCUACCUCCACGAGCCGGCCGUGCUGCACACGCUCCGGAGUCGCUUCCUGGAGACCAACACCAUCUACACCUACUGCGGUAUCAUCCUCGUCGCCAUCAACCCUUACAAGCAGCUGCCCAUCUAUGAGGAGCCGGUUAUCUACGCCUACAGCGGCCAGAACAUGAGUGACAUGGACCCCCACAUCUUCGCCGUGGCCGAGGACGCGUACAAGCAGAUGUCCAGGAACAACAAGAACCAGUCACUGAUCAUCAGCGGCGAGUCGGGUGCUGGCAAGACGGCGUCGGCCAAAUAUGCCAUGCGGUACUUUGCCCUGGUCGGGGGAUCCCUGGGUGACUCCAGCAUGGAGGAGAAGGUGCUGGCCUCGAGCCCCAUCAUGGAGGCUUUUGGAAAUGCCAAGACCACCAGGAAUGACAACAGCAGCCGCUUUGGGAAAUACGUGGAAAUCUGCUUCAGCCACGAGUAUCGCAUCGUCGGGGCUGCCAUGAAAACCUACCUGCUGGAGAAAUCCCGCCUCGCCUUCCAGGCGAAAGCCGAGAGGAACUACCACAUCUUCUACCAGCUGUGCGCGUCGGCCGCGCUGCCGGAGUUCCAAGGCUUGGGCCUCGGUGGGGCUGAAUCCUUCCAUUACACCAACCAGGGGCAGUGCACGCACCUUGAGGCGACGGAUGAUGCCGCUGACCUGGAGAGCACACGAAACGCCUUCUCGCUGCUGGGGGUCCAUGAGUCAAGCCAGCUGGAACUGUUCAGCCUCCUGGCCUCUAUCCUGCACCUGGGCAACAUCCGGCUCCGAGCGAAGGACCGGCACGGGGAGAGCUGCUUCGCUGAGCCAGACGACGCAGCCCUGGGCCUGUUCUGCACACUGCUGGGCGUGGAGAAGUCCCAGGUCUCGCGCUGGCUCUGCUACCGCAAGCUGGUCACGGCCAGCGAGACCUAUGUGAAGCCCAUGUCCAGGCAGCAGGCCCUGAACUCCCGCGAUGCCCUCGCCAAGCACAUCUAUGGACAGCUCUUCAAGUGGAUCGUGGGCAGGAUCAACAAAGCCCUGCGGGCAUCCUGCAGGCAGCAGGCCUCCAUCGGCAUCCUGGACAUCUACGGGUUCGAGACGUUCACAGUCAACAGCUUCGAGCAGUUCUGCAUCAACUACGCCAACGAGAAGCUGCAGCAGCACUUCAACCUGCACGUCUUUAAGCUGGAGCAGGAGGAAUACAUGAAGGAGGAGAUCCCCUGGACCUUCAUCGACUUCUGCGACAACCAGCCUUGCAUCGACCUCAUCGAGGCCAAGCUGGGCAUUCUGGACCUGCUGAAUGAGGAGUGCAAGAUGCCCAAGGGCAGCGACGCGAGCUGGGCUCAGAAGCUCUACGACAAGCACCUUCACAACAGCCCCCACUUCCAGAAGCCCAAGAUGUCCACAGAGGCCUUCAUUGUCCGCCACUUCGCGGGCAAGGUGGAGUAUCAGUGCAGCGGGUUCCUGGAGAAGAACCAAGACACUGUCCAUGCAGAGCUGAUCGGGCUCCUCCGAGCCAGCAAGAAGUCUGCGCUGCUGGCCGAGCUCUUCCCGGAGGAGGGGGACGGCAGCAUCGCCCUGCCCUCCCGCAGGUCGCACGGCUCCAGGGUGACCGUCCGGCCCGGCAGGAGGUCUCUGCCAGCUACAGACAAGGAGCACAGGAAACCCAUCUCCACCCAGUUCAAGGCGUCGCUGCACAAGCUCAUGGAGACCCUAAGCAGCACCGCGCCCCACUACGUGCGCUGCAUCAAACCCAACGACCGCAAGCGGCCCUUCGAGUUUGAUGCCAAGCGAGCAGUCGAGCAGCUGAGAGCCUGUGGGGUCCUGGAAACCAUUCAGAUCAGCGCCUCCGGCUACCCAUCCAGGUGGACGUACGUGGAGUUCUUUAGCAGGUACAGGGCUCUGAUGCGCCCAGAGGAGCUGAUGGGCGGUGAUGAGAGGCAGACCUGCCGGCUUGUCCUCGAGAGGCUGCUGAAGGACCCUGGCAAAUACCAGUGCGGGAAGGGCAAGAUCUUCUUCCGUGCUGGCCAGGUGGCCUUCCUGGAGGAGCUGCGAAGCAGGAGGCUGAGAGCAGCCUGUGUCGUCCUUCAGAAGAGCCUUCGGUGCUGGUUGGGGAGGAGACACUUCUUGCGUAUGCGAGCUGCAGCCAUCUGCCUCCAGCGCUUUUCCCGGGGCUUCCUGGCCCGGAGGCUCGCCAGGCACCUGAGGAGGAGCAGCGCCGCUCUCACCCUGCAGAAGAACUUCAAGAUGGCCCUGGCCAGGCGCUCGUACCUCCGCACCCAGGCAGCAGCGGUCACCAUCCAGGCCUUCGCCCGCGGCAUGUUCGCCAGGCGCCUGCACCGCCAGAUGGUGGCAAGCCAGAAAGCUGUGGUGAUCCAGAGCGCGGCGAGGGGCUGGCUGGCUCGCACCAAGUACCUUCGGGUGUGCAGAGCGGUGGUCUAUCUGCAGUGCUGCUACCGGCGCAUGCGGGCUCGCAGGGAGCUGAGGCGGCUCCGGAUCGAGGCCAAGUCGGUGGAGCACUACAAACAGCUCAACAAAGGCAUGGAGAUCAAAGUGAUGCAGCUGCAGUGCAAAGUGGAUGAGCAGGCCAGGGAGAAGCGGAGCCUCUCGGAGCAGCUGUCGGCACUGAGAGCCUCCCACAGCGAGGAGGUGGAGCGGCUGCGCAGUGAGCUGCGGGGGCUGCGGGAGGACAAGGCGCAGGAGAAGCGCAUCCGGGAGCUGCAGGAGCAGCUGCAGCGCGUGGAGUCGGAGAAGAGCAGCUCGGAAGGCCGGCUGGGCCAGGAGAUGGAGGAGCUGAAACAGCGCCUGACUGAGCUGGAAGCCAUGAAAUCCAACCUGAAGGAAGAGAAGGACGCUCUCAACCAGCGGAUCAUGGAGCAGUCGCAGGAGCUGGAAGACCAGCUGCUCCGGCGCGUGGCGGCGGAGAGCCAGGAGCUGCUGUGCCAGCUGGAGGGGGAGAGGGCUCGCUACCAGAACCUGGUGAAGGAGUGCGCCCGCCUGGAGCAGUGCUGCGAGAACCUGCAGGAUGAGGUGGCCUUCCACAAGCAGAACCUUGCGGAGAUCCUGGGGUUGAACAGGAGCCCGGAGAAGAUGGUGGAGGAAGACUCCAUGAUGGAGGAAGACUUGAAAUAUGCGUAUGAUGCUGUCCGGGUCUCCAAUAAGCUACUCGAGAGCCAGCUGCAGGAGCAGCAGCAGCAGCACGAGCAGGAGCUGGAAGGUCUCCGCCUGGACGUCUGCUCCCUGAAGCAGCUGAGCAAGCAGCAGCAGAGCCUGAUCCAGGACCUGCAACUGCAGCAGGAGGAGGGCGGGUUCCAGCACCAGAUCGUCCAGCUGAAGAGAGAGAACCUGGAUCUGGAGGGGCAGCUGGAGAGGCAGGAGAAGAACAUGCUCAAGCUUCAGAAGCAGCUGAAAACCUCCAUGAAGCAAAUCCAGGAUCUCACAGCAAAUGGAGAGGCCCGGUUGCUGGAGCAGAAGGUGAAGGUGGAAGAGAUGGAAAGGCCCCUCGAUGUCCCGUGCCCAGCUGGGGCAUUCGGGGGCAUGCUGGGGUGCAAAGCAGAGGAUGAAGGGCGCCUCAUCAGGACCAUCAUCACAGAUUUCAAACCGCAGCACAGCCCCGGCGCCCUCCCCGCGCUGCCGGCCUACAUCCUGUUCAUGUGCUUCCGGCACGCGGACUCCGGCCACGAGGAGCACCGGAUCCGCUCGCUCUUCGCUGCCGCCGUCAGCGGCAUCAAGCGGGUGGUGAAGAAGCACAGCGAGGACUUGGGCGUGGUGGCUCUCUGGCUCGCCAACACCUGCUGCCUCAUCAACUGCCUGAGACAGUACGGCGGGGACCAGAGCUACCGGCUGGCCAACACCCCCAAGCAGAACCAGCACUGCUUGAGAAACUUCGACCUGGCCAGCCACUGCCAGAGCCUGGGUGACCUGGCCAUUCAGAUAUACCAGCAGCUGAUCCGCGUGGCACAGAAGAAACUGAAGCCCAUGAUUGUCGCCGCCAUGCUGGAGAGCGAGACCAUCCAGGGCUUGUCGGCCAGGCCCCCCGGUUACCGCAAGCAGCCGCCGGCUCCCGCCUACACGCUGGACUCGCUCCUCCAGCAGCUCAGCUCCUUCCACGAGGCGCUGGGGAGGCACCAGCUGGAGCCCGUGAUCGUGGGCCAGGCCUUCCGGCAGCUCCUCUUCACCAUCAGCGGCGUGGCCCUCAACUACCUGCUCCUGAGGAGGGACGCCUGUUCCUGGAGCCAGGGCGUCCAGCUCAGGUACAACGUGAGUCAGCUGGAGGAGUGGCUGCGGGCCAAGGACCUCCAGCAGAGCGGCGCCAUGGAGGUCCUGCAGCCCCUCAUCCAGGCCGCCCAGCUGCUGCAGGUGAAGAAGACGACGCAGGAAGAUGCUGAGGCCAUCUGCUGCCUGUGCACGGCGCUGACCACUCCGCAGGUCAUGAAGAUCCUGCGGGCCUACACGCCCGCCGCCGGGCUGGAGGAGCGCGUCAGCCCCAGCUUCAUAAGCAGCGUAGAGAACCGGCUGGCGGAGCGAGCUCCAGCUGGCCCCUGCCAGCUGCUGGUGGACACGGCUCACCUGUUCCCCGUGCACCUGCCCUUCUCCUGCUCUCCCGUGCAGCUGGAUGAGCUCUGCAUCCCUGACAGCAUUAACCUGACGUUCCUGACCUGGGUCUGAGCGCCGCGGCGGCGAUGCUCCUGGGGAAGAUGCGGUCUCACAACCGUGCUGCAGGGUACUGGCUGCCGUGCCCUAGAAACGCCCUUUUCCUUGGAAAGGAGCCAGUGGCUCAGGCUGAAAUUUCAGGGUGCUGGCAUGAGGCUACAGCUCCAAAGGGCUCCAGAAACAGCCCCUUCUAAAAUUCAAAACUCCAGCAGGUAUUUCCUCUCGGAAACGUCUGCUUGCCCAGCUCUGCCGCAUGCCCGGCACAUCCCUCCCCGCUCCGAGCCCAAGGGCUUUUUGCAACGGGCCCUCGGGGAAUGCUGUGCAUGGGGGUAAUGGUGCCUCCCUCACGCGCCCGGGUCUGCACGCCAUAGCUGAGCGGGGCAAUGUGGGGUGCCCAUGCUGUGGGCUGCGCGAUCGCUGACUGACCCACCUCCUCUGGAACUGCAGUGCUCCCUGGCGGUGUGUGGGGGGUGGGUUUACAGCACUUGGGGCAGCAUGUGAGCACUUGGGAGCAGGUUUAAAAGCAUGUCCUGAGUGUGGCUGGCUGGGCAGGGAGUCCCCACUGCUGCUGAGUGAGGAAGCAGCUGCCAGGUGGAGCCAGGUUAGGGGGCUUGUCUCCCUUGCUGCAGGCGGCUGCUCUUGACCCAGUACCCACUGGGCAUCCGUGGGUGUCUCUGGGGGGUGCUGUUCCUGCCCCCUCAGCUGCUAGGGCCUGCGGGCUGCCUGCCCAGCAGCUGGGGGUGGGAGAGGAGCUCUCUUCAUGCGGCCUGUGUUCAGUGAAACGCCUUUUAAAG